AAAUUCAAAUGCUACUACUACUAGUUACCUAACCUUAGUAGUAUGCAAUAUCAAUGUACAUAGAUCAAAUUCAAGGUUUCGGUUAAGAACGGGUCAUGUAUGUGACUUCGAUUCGAACAUGUCGAAGCUGCGUCAUUGCAUUGCCUCUGAAACGGUAGCAUCAUACUAGGUAGCAUGACCUUAACUACUUUGUAUUGUACCCAGUAACCCAUUACGGUAGUACGAGCCUCCUUUAAUCGAUAAGACAAGCCCACCUGCCAUAACCUGGAACUCAACACCGACGACAUCGCUCUCCCUUGUACACCGACGACAGACAGGCACAUGAUUCUCACCAAGUGCUAGCCGCCUUAGACUAGGCAUCACUCCUAGCAAAGAGACUUGUCCAAUACAAAAAGGAAACAAAAAACAAUCCCUGGGUUUCUUGGGCCAGACAAUGCGCGCUUCGGAUCCCAAACCAGAAGAAGAUUCCAGCAGGAUACGGCGAACAUGGGGAACAACCCGAGCAGAGUGACCGCACAAGACAAAGCGAUCCUCGACCUCAAGCUGCAGCGCGACAAGCUGCACCAGUAUCAGCGACGGAUCACGGUGCUCACGGACAAGGAGACGGCCAUCGCGCGGCAGAUGCUGGCGGCGGGCGACAAGAAGCGCGCCCUGCUCUCCCUGCGGCGGAAGAAGUACCAGGAAUCCCUGCUUGAGAAGACGGACCUGCAGCUGGCCCAGCUCGAGCAGCUGACCCGCAACGUCGAGUUCGCCCUCAUCCAGAAGGACAUCGUCUUCGGCCUCCAGCAGGGCACCCGCGUCCUCAAGGAGAUCCACGCCGAGAUGGGCGGCAUCGAGCACGUCGAGAAGCUUAUGGGCGAGAGCGCUGAUGCCAUUGCUUACCAAAGAGAAAUCAGCGAAAUGCUCGGCGGCCGCAUAUCCAACCAAGACGAGGACGAAGUCGAAGACGAACUAGCAGCCCUCGAGCUCGAGGUCAACGGCCCGGCGAUCCUACCCAACGUACCAGACACCAAACUAGCCAAGCAUGUACUCAAAGAAUCACCACAACCACCAUCAGCCAUACACCAAGACCCGGACCCGGAGCCGGAAAGAACGGCCAUGCUUGCCUAGUGAUGAUCACACAUUUACUAGUCAUCUAGCACACCUACACCCACUUACCUACCUAUCUACCAACAUAGACGCAUAACAGGAGCAGAAACUGAAGCAAGAGCAGGAGCAAGCAAAGGAGAAAAGGUAGGGGAGGGGAACAAAGAUACACGGAGGAAAUAGACCACCACCAUAGGAUACGCUGGAUUCCAUCUGGAAGCAAACAACGAAUCAUAACCCAACUUGCCUACCUACCUACCAACUACAAAACAUCGACGCAUGGAUGUUGGAAAUCUCUGGCAUAGUGGGCAUCAGGGGAUAAAUCUUUGCGCCCUCUUUUGAAUAUCCAACCCCCUUUAGGAAGAGAUUUUGUACGUUGAAGACAAGUUAGUUAGGUAUAUGAGGUAUCGUGACGAGGAACCAAAUAGACAUGGGAUUUACUAGUUCUCUAUGGUAGAUUAUCAAACUGCUUAUGAAGUACCGAGUAGUCAAUUACUUACUUGAUGAUGCCCUCAUUAUAUUAGUUAAAUGCCCGUUCAAAAAGCUCUUAAUGAAUAUUGGAC
This is a messenger RNA of Hypoxylon fragiforme, 1649 nucleotides long. Its product is annotated as charged multivesicular body protein 6. Lineage: Eukaryota; Fungi; Ascomycota; Sordariomycetes; Xylariales; Hypoxylaceae. Gene Ontology annotation, biological process: vesicle budding from membrane; late endosome to vacuole transport via multivesicular body sorting pathway. The transcript has 3 exons. The record is from RefSeq and is a predicted model, not a curated record. Gene Ontology annotation, cellular component: ESCRT III complex; multivesicular body. Bases 487 to 1110 code for a protein of 207 amino acids.